UGUCGAAGUUUCUAGCUAUUGACACGGCGGAGUCGAUCCAUGGCUUCUCUCCAGUUCAAUGUGAGGCCGUUCAGGGCCAUAGUUCCUUCCAGACCUUCUUGCCUUCCAAAAUGCGGAAGGAUUCAGUGCUCUGUGACCUCAACACACAAACGCUACAACAUUACUCUGCUUCCCGGCGACGGCAUUGGUCCCGAGGUCAUCUCCGUCGCCAAAGACGUCCUUAAGCUCGCAGGAUCCCAAGAAGGAAUCGAGUUUAGGUUUCAGGAGAUGCCUGUAGGUGGAGCUGCGCUAGACUUGACUGGGGUUCCCUUGCCGGAAGAAACACUUUCGGUAGCUAAGCAAUCUGAUGCAGUUCUUCUCGGAGCAAUUGGAGGAUAUAAGUGGGACAAUAAUGAGAAACAUUUGAAGCCAGAAACGGGUUUGCUUCAGCUUCGGGCGGGACUUGGGGUCUUUGCAAACUUGAGGCCAGCUACUGUUUUGCCACAAUUAGUUGACUCGUCAACUUUGAAGAAAGAGGUGGCUGAAGGGGUUGACCUCAUGGUUGUCAGAGAGCUUACUGGAGGAAUUUAUUUUGGAAAGCCAAGGGGUUUUGGAACAAAUGAGAAAGGUGAGGAGAUUGGUUUCAACACCGAGGUGUACGCUACUUAUGAGAUUGACCGUAUUGCUCAUGUUGCAUUUGAGACUGCUCGGAAGCGACGUGGAAAACUAUGUUCUGUUGACAAGGCAAAUGUUUUGGAGGCAUCAAUGCUAUGGAGGAAAAGAGUGACAAUGGUUGCCUCUGAAUAUCCAGACAUUGAGCUCUCACACAUGUAUGUUGACAAUGCCGCAAUGCAACUUAUUCGUGAUCCAAAGCAGUUUGAUACAAUUGUGACAAACAACAUCUUUGGUGACAUUUUGUCUGAUGAGGCUUCAAUGCUUACUGGGAGUAUAGGAAUGCUUCCAUCAGCAAGUCUUGGUGAAUCGGGACCUGGACUUUUUGAACCUAUCCAUGGUUCUGCUCCUGAUAUUGCUGGACAGAACAAGGCAAAUCCACUAGCAACGGUGCUUAGUGCUGCUAUGCUUUUAAGGUAUGGCCUAGGGGAAGAAAAUGCUGCAAAGAGAAUUGAGAAUGCUGUGAUGGAGACUUUGGAUAAAGGAUUUCGAACGGGUGACAUAUUCUCAUCUGGAAAGGGUCUGGGCUUUGAAGGGUCUCUGCUUUUUCUACCAUGGGGUCGUUCUUUAAGACCCAACGUGUCAUCUACAAGCCUGUAGAGGAAGUUGAUCUUAGCCCAGAUAGCAAUGAGGUUUAUCUCCGGGCAAAUGUUAAAGGUUUUAAUCCCAUCGCCUUUUCCUUGCUGUGUUAUCGUUUGUUUCCUACGCAUGACAAAUAAUUCUGCGUUGUUACCAUCAGGCUGUGAAGUUAUUUAGUUGUUGUGAGAGUGAGUACUAAUGUUCGCAGUGCAAAUUGAUUAAAAUUUUAUCUGUAGCUGGGUAGCAAUUAAUGGUUGUCCAUGGUAGAUAGGAUGUAAGCAGAACUCUGUAUUAGGAAGUCAAUAUCUAAUUGUUCUGAUUUCUUUUGUUC
Messenger RNA from Nelumbo nucifera (sacred lotus), 1561 nucleotides. Lineage: Eukaryota; Viridiplantae; Streptophyta; Magnoliopsida; Proteales; Nelumbonaceae. The record is from RefSeq and is a predicted model, not a curated record.